Messenger RNA from Dreissena polymorpha, 840 nucleotides. Its product is annotated as protein lev-9-like. Lineage: Eukaryota; Metazoa; Mollusca; Bivalvia; Myida; Dreissenidae. The transcript has 5 exons. The coding region runs from base 208 to 825 and encodes 205 amino acids. The record is from RefSeq and is a predicted model, not a curated record.
AGCUUCUAUUGCGGCGUUGGAUAUAAACCGAUCAUAUCCGAAGUUCACGCGUAUUGUAACAAUUCUCGUGUUGAGUUACAGUCUUAUAAACACAUAGAUUGUGGUAAACCGAUAGCUCCUUCGAAUAGCACAGUAACAACCAAUUCCACUUUAUAUGGAUCUAACGCUACAUUCGCGUGUAAUAGAGGUUACACCUUGAACGGGAGUAUGUCAAGUACAUGUCAACGAAACGGCAGGUGGAAACUAACUGAGCAAUCCUGUAUUAUCAUAGAUUGUGCUAAAUUGCCAUCGCUGACCGAUGGGACCAUAACCUAUACGAUGGACACAACAUAUGGGUCCAUUGCAAAUCUGACAUGCAAUGUUGGAUUCAAUCUGAGAGGCGACCCGAAUUCAGCAUGUACUAUCAACGGCGUCUGGAACUCUACUGAGCAUAGAUGUAUUCCUAUAGAUUGUGGGCAUCCGCCUUCAAUAAAGAAUGGAACGGUUUAUGCCAGUAAAACCACAUUUGCAUCUGUGGCAAGAUUUACAUGCGAGGAAGGAUACAAAGUAAAUGGAAGCAAUGUGUCAGUUUGUUUAAGCAAUGGUGUUUGGAAUAACACGGACCGAGAAUGUCACAUCAUCGACUGUGGUUUAUUACCAGCGUUAAAACACGGGACUGUUUGGUAUGCGGAACAUACAAACAUAACAACAUAUAAGUCUAUUGCAAGUCUCGAAUGUAACAAAGGAUAUUAUCAUGAAGGCAGGAAUUAUUCAGAAUGCACCAGCAGUGGCAAUUGGGACAUGUAUGGGUACCAGGAUUGUGUUCCCUUAGGUGAGUUAUUUUAACCCAUUUAUGCCUAG